Molecule: messenger RNA, 2648 nt
Organism: Linum trigynum
Lineage: Eukaryota; Viridiplantae; Streptophyta; Magnoliopsida; Malpighiales; Linaceae
Source: the annotation of a GenBank genome assembly
AACUCUUUCACGCGGCUAUGAAGGGAUGAAGUAAAGGACCAAACUUGAACAUAAGAAAGACUUGUAUUAAAUGCCAGAAAUAGCACCAGAGGCAGAACCCAGAUGGAUUAAUUGAUCUUAUCCAGCAAAAGAAGAAAGAAAACCAAACUUACAUGGACAAUGAAAAUCCAUGGUAGAUUGAAACCACCCUGCCCAUUCCAGAGGCUUACACACGAAGAGGGAAUUUCGGAUGCUGGCGGCGGCUUCUUUGUGCUUUAUCUCCGACGACGGCAAUACGUGGGAGUUUAGGAAUUGAUUUGAUAUGUCAGAGAUGAUGUUGUUCUGGUUGCAAAGUGGCAAGGGCCCGUUAAAAUAGCCAAAAAUAGAAAACAUAAAAGGCUUGCAGAUGGGAGUAGUGUGGCCAUACUUGAACCAAGACCAAGAGUGGACAAAACAAUUAAGCCCCAUCAAAAUCCAAUUGAAACGUAUAUAUGUACGUGAGAGGAAGAAAGAGAUAUUUACCUGCAUGCAUGCGUUCAGUUUUCGAAUGAAUAAGAUUGAGUAUGACAUUGGGGGCCUCCGAGCGCCUGUCUCCAAUCACACCACCAAUCUAACUACAAUCACACCAUAAACCUAGCUGUUGACCGGCAUAUUGAAUUACAGCAAAAAGUAAAGGGGAGAAGGAUAUAGGGUCGGAUAUGGAGAACAGGGGAACGCAAAAGUGAAUUACGGUAAUUUUUGUAGUACUGGGAGUAAGAAAUUCACUACUCCAUACAACAGUCCAAAACCAAUUAUGUACCUAACCAUUCAACAUUUCAAAGGCAAAAUUUGAUAGCAAGCCGAGCUGACGGCCCAAUUACCAGAUUGAAAGAGUACUCUAGAUGUGAACCCUGCUUGUCUUGAUCGAUCUUCGUUGACAGCUACAAUUACAAAAGCGAUUGGUAAUCCGGGUAUUGAUCUCAGUUGCCGCCGUCCGGAUUGAAAGAGCAACAGAACCCUUCUGGCGAAAGAUGUCUGCAUUUGUAAGGUCGAGUGUCAAUGCUCCUCCCUAAAUGGUGUAUUCUUCCAGCGUUGGAUUUUAACCGAUUAUGUACCAUGCUUGUCUUCCCACUUAACCGCAACCUAAAAUCGACUACUGGCGGGGGAGUUUGGGCCCAUAUCUGGGCUCCGGGCUGGCCCAUUCGGCCACCUGUAAGGUCCAGUGGAAGGUACUUGUGUUAAACGCACAACUUCACUUAAUUGAUAGUAGAUUGACAGUAUUGCCCCUCCGGGAAACCCUCUAAAGGCUGCAAAUUCAAAUCCCUGAAAAGUUAACCCUUGUUUUGCCUUCAUAUAUUUUGUAGAUCUCCAUAUGCCCUAAGAGGCUGAGAUUAAUUAAUCAACCUCUAAAUAUUGUUGCUUCUAAUCCGAAGGCCCACCAAAAGAUCCCCAUCCCCAUUCAGUGGGCUUCAAAGCCUAAUAUGUCGGGCCCGUGUUGCUUCUGAAUGGAUCUGAUCCAACAUCUCGCGGAGCUUUUAUUCUUCCCCUUCCCCACGCCAAGAAAGCCAAUACAGCACCGAGUCACUGCACUGACUUCUCCCCUAAGUUGGAAGAGCGUCGAUUCAUAAUAAGCUUUGCUUGCUCUUUUGUUAGACAAACCAAACUGAGAAUCCCAGCUGAUCUAGCUCAAGCAGAGGAGCGCUGCAAGGAGAGGAUCAAUGGCGAGAUACGAUAGAGCGAUUACUGUCUUUUCCCCCGAUGGCCAUCUCUUCCAGGUUGAAUACGCACUAGAAGCCGUCCGUAAGGGAAACGCGGCGGUCGGCGUCCGUGGCACCGACACCGUCGUCCUUGGCGUUGAGAAGAAAUCCGCCGCCAAGCUUCAGGACUCCAGAUCAGUGAGGAAGAUUGUCAACCUCGAUAAUCAUAUUGCUUUGGCAUGUGCUGGCCUUAAGGCAGAUGCUCGAGUGCUGAUCAACAGGGCCAGGAUUGAAUGUCAAAGCCACAGGCUAACUGUAGAAGAUCCUGUGACUGUUGAGUAUAUUACCCGUUACAUUGCUGGACUUCAGCAAAAGUAUACACAAAGCGGUGGUGUCAGGCCAUUUGGACUUUCGACCUUGAUCAUAGGAUUUGAUCCAUAUACUGGGGUGCCAUCACUCUAUCAGACAGACCCUUCGGGCACCUUUUCAGCUUGGAAAGCAAAUGCAACUGGGAGGAACUCCAACUCCAUCAGAGAGUUUCUGGAGAAGAAUUAUAAAGAAACUCAUGGGCAAGAAACCAUCAAGCUUGCAAUCCGUGCCUUACUGGAGGUUGUGGAGAGCGGAGGAAAGAAUAUCGAAGUCGCAGUGAUGACGAAAGACCAGGGCUUGCGACAACUUGAAGAGGCUGAAAUCGAUGCUAUCGUGGCCGAGAUUGAAGCGGAGAAGGCAGCUGCUGAGGCUGCAAAGAAGGGCCCUGCUAGAGACGCCUGAUAUUAGGAACACCCUGAAUUUGUUCUUCCAACAUUCGCAAUGCAAUUCAAAUGGGGCACAGAACCUUUCGUUGUUGUUUUUGUUAUCCAGUGCUACAGUACUUAACGUCUUCGAAGUUAUCAGACUGAAUGAUAGAUCAUCAUUAUCAAGGUUAUGUUCUGUAACUGCUGUUCUCAACCUGCUGUUACAUUGAAGCUUUCUUAAUGAAAUAGGUCCCAAACC